AAUCGUCACCAAAUAGACACCUCAUCUCUAGUGUUCCCUUUAAAAACGCUAGAAACCAUCCGAUUGAGAGAAAUUAAAGGCUUCAAAGUUAUAGGAGAAAGCAUCCAUAGGAAUCCAUUUUCUAAUCCCCUGAAUCAUAAUCAUCAUCAUCUUCUUUGAAAUCUCAAUAGAGGAAAAUGAAAAAUUCUAAAAUCAGAUAGAUACCCAUUUCAAGACUCUUUGUUUAUAGUUUUUGUCACUUUUUUCUCCAUUUUCUUUUCUUUUGUUUUUGUUUUUUUCUUUUUUGGGAAGUUUUUUCUGCAAAAAACUUGUGAGAUGUCAUCCGGGUUCUGAGAAAUCUUGGGCCUCUGUUACAUGUAAACUUUGUUUCUGAAUUUUUGUCACUCGAUCUGUCAAUGAUCAUAAUGUACAGAUUCAAGAACUUACAAGUUUUGAUUUUGACAGUUAUUGUAUAACUCCAGUUGAAUUUUAUUGUGUAUUUAUUGAAUUUUACUUGUUUAAUAUCCUUGUACAUGUGGGAUGUUAAAUACUUAAUUUUUAUGGUCAAUUGAUAUUAAAAAAAAAAAAAAAUCAAUUGUUCAUGUUAUCUUUGUUCUGGGUUGUUUCUGAUUUUUACUCUUCGAUGGUUCAUGCCUCAAUUUCAUAUUAACUUUGGUGAUGUUUUUGCUUGAUCAUGUACGGAAGUGGAAUUUUGCCUCUUGAGUGCUAAAAUUCCUUUUCCUUUUGGGAUUCUUUGUGUAUGGCGCAUCAUAUUGCUUAGUUAUGUUUUCGAGUUCCCGGGUGCUAGAGAUUGCUUGAAUUAUGGUUUGAUGCGAUAGUGAAUUUCAUUUUCCAUUUAUAUCUGUCUUUCGUUACACUGGUUGAUUCCGGACUGCUAUUUUAUUGAUUUGGUGCCUUUUUCCAUUAACAUCUCGACCAUUUUCGCUUGGAGAUUGAUUGAUUUUGACGCUUCCAACUUAAUGUGCUAUGAAUUUGUUUAACUUGAUAUGGUUCGAUUAGAUGGAAAAAAUUGUUUUCAUUUCAUCUUUUGUCUUUAUAUGAUAUCGUCUGAUCCUCACUUCUAUUUUAGUUCAACCGGUUAGCUGUUGUGGCGAUUUGAUUUUGCAAACUAUUGCAUAAUUUCAUUCAGUUUGUUGUUUUUAAUAUGUGUUUGAUAUUUUUUAUCUGGUGUUUGCUUGCAGGUUUAAUUCCUGAAAGUUUUUUAAUCAAAUAGUUGUUAAAGAGAUUAAAAUCUUCGCCUGUGCCAAGUUAGGGCACUGCAGAGUUAAGCAGUGUCCAUGGAUGCCACUCCUAGUGGAAAGUCUAGUGUUCAAUACCAGAAAAUUCCCGAGCAAACAAUUACUACUAUUGUUACCUCUCCCAUAGAAACAUUUCAGAGGCAGCAACGGCAUUGCUCCGGAAAUGCUAGCCCUGGGGAAUUCCCAUUAUCAGCUAAUCCUUCUAUUGUUCUUCAUGUCCUUACUGCAUGUAAUUUGGAUCCGCAGGAUCUUGCAAAACUUGAGGUUACAUGCUUGUUCUUUAGGCGGCCUGCACACUUUGCCCCCGAAUGCGAGCUCUCAUUAUCGGAACUGGCGGCCCUUGAUAUGUGCCGAAUGAGAGCCAUAUUUAAGCCAAUGACUGAUAAACAAAGGCAAGAACUGAAGCAAAUGUGCGGAGGCUCGUGGAAACUUGUCUUAAGAUUCCUGCUGGCUGGAGAAGCAUGUACCCGGAGGGAAAAGUCGCAGGCAAUAGCCGGUCCAGGUCACAGUAUUGCUGUGACUUCUAAAGGGGCUGUAUACUCAUUCGGCUCUAACAACACAGGACAACUUGGACAUGGAACCACAGAUGAGGAGUCCAGGCCUCGCUUAAUUAGAUCACUGCAAGGCAUUCGUAUUAUUCAAGCAUCAGCAGGGGCCGGCCAAACAAUGCUGAUAAGUGAUACAGGAAAGGUCUAUGCCUUUGGGAAAAAUUCCUUUGGGGACGCAGAAUUUGGGCCUCUAGGAAAUAAAUUUGUAACUAUUCCUCAGCUAGUUGAAUCUUUAAAAGACAUUUUCGUCGUGCAAGCUGCUAUUGGAAAUUUCUUCACAGCUGUAUUAUCGAGAGAAGGGAGGGUUUACACAUUCUCUUGGGGAAUUGAAAGCAAACUUGGCCACCAAACUGAAGCGAAUGAUCUUCAGCCUCGUCCACUGUUGGGGCCACUUGAAAAUAUAAGAGUUGUUCAAAUUGCUGCUGGAUAUUGCUACCUUCUUGCUUUGGCUUGUCAACCUAGCGGCAUGUCAGUAUACUCUGUUGGUUGUGGAUUGGGCGGAAAGCUUGGACACGGCACAAGAAAUGAUGAGAAGCAACCAAGAUUAAUUGAGCAGUUCCAGUCUCUGAAUCUUCAACCUGUUGUGGUUGCAGCUGGUGCUUGGCAUGCUGCAGUCGUGGGAAAGGAUGGACGGGUUUGCACAUGGGGCUGGGGGCGUUAUGGAUGCUUGGGCCAUGGGAACGAAGAAUCGGAAUCCGUUCCAAAGACGGUUGAAGCGCUGAGCAAUGUCAAAGCUGUUCAUGUUGCUACGGGGGACUAUACAACUUUCGUGGUGUCAGACAAUGGCGAUGUGUAUUCUUUUGGUUGUGGGGAAUCUUCCAGUCUUGGACAUAACACUGUGGCUGAAGAUGAACAGGAAAAUAGGCAAGUAAAUGUCUUGAGCCCCAAGCUAGUAACGUCACUAAAGCAAGUGAAUGAAAGGGUUGUUCAAAUAAGCCUCACGAAUUCCAUUUAUUGGAAUGCGCACACUUUUGCGCUCACAGAAUCCGGUAAGCUAUAUGCAUUUGGUGCAGGCGACAAAGGACAGUUAGGCGUCGAGCUUGUGGCAAAUCAAACCGAAAGGCCAAACCCUGAAAAGGUCGAGAUUGAUCUCAGUUAACUUUGUCUCUGGAUAAAACUCCUGCUCUUUUCUGCACAAUUUGCUCCUCUUAAUCCAUGGUUUUAUGACUGAUCAUACAUUUGCAUUUUCUGUUGAUAUUUCUGUGUUUAUUCUGUAAAUAGUAACAAAUGAUUGUGAAGAAGGUAGGAUAGGAUGCACAAUUAACCUAUCAGAAAUUUGUUGGUUUCUUCGCCUCAAUCCGUUUAUGGCCUUUACAUUUAUCAA
Molecule: messenger RNA, 3110 nt
Organism: Olea europaea var. sylvestris
Lineage: Eukaryota; Viridiplantae; Streptophyta; Magnoliopsida; Lamiales; Oleaceae
Product: ultraviolet-B receptor UVR8-like
Exons: 6
Coding region: 1278-2885 (535 amino acids)
Source: RefSeq, a predicted model, not a curated record